Messenger RNA from Betta splendens (Siamese fighting fish), 2594 nucleotides. RefSeq names its product aldehyde dehydrogenase 1 family, member A2 (gene aldh1a2). The record is from RefSeq and is a predicted model, not a curated record. Gene Ontology annotation, molecular function: aldehyde dehydrogenase (NAD+) activity. Lineage: Eukaryota; Metazoa; Chordata; Actinopteri; Anabantiformes; Osphronemidae. The transcript has 13 exons. Bases 177 to 1733 code for a protein of 518 amino acids.
UUAUGUAAAUGCGCGAAUUUAUUUUUUCAAAGGACGGCCCUUCUCGCCGCCCAAUGAAAAUGAACCGCGGCCGACACCUGGUUAUAAACCCAGGAAGGAACCCGGAGUCCUAAUCAGAAAUCUGUUGAAAAAAGCCCCAGACGCGCAGCAGGCAGAACAGCGGAGAGACGCUCGCGAUGACUUCCAGUAAGAUCGAGAUCCCCGGAGAGGUGAAGAGCGACCCCGCCGCUCUCAUGGCAUCGCUCCAGCUGAUGCCCUCACCGGUGCCCAACCCGGAGAUCGAGCACACCAAGAUUUUCAUCAACAACGAGUGGCAGGACUCCGUUAGCGGGAAGGUUUUCCCCGUGUGCAACCCGGCCACUGGAGAGCAGCUCUGUGAGGUGCAGGAAGCAGACAAGGCCGACGUGGACAAAGCGGUGCAGGCGGCGCGUCUGGCCGUGUCCUUGGGCUCCGUGUGGCGCCGGAUGGACGCGUCGGACAGGGGCCGUCUGCUGUCCAAACUGGCCGACCUGGUGGAGAGAGACAGCGUGUACCUAGCAACGAUCGAGUCCCUGAACAGUGGGAAGCCUUUCCUGACCACCCUGUUUGUGGACCUCCAAGCAACCAUAAAGACACUCAGAUACUUUGCUGGAUAUGCUGACAAGAUCCACGGCGCCUCCAUCCCAAUGGACGGAGAGUAUCUGACGUUCACCAGAUAUGAGCCCAUCGGAGUCUGCGGACAGAUCAUCCCAUGGAACUUCCCUCUGAUGAUGACAGCAUGGAAGCUGGGCCCGGCGCUCGCCUGUGGGAACACGGUCGUCCUCAAACCCGCCGAGCAGACGCCGCUCACCUGCCUCUACGUGGCCGCCCUCAUCAAGGAGGCCGGCUUUCCACCAGGAGUCGUCAAUAUUUUGCCGGGAUUCGGGCCAACGGCGGGAGCUGCGAUCGCUUGGCACAUGGGCAUAGACAAAGUGGCUUUCACAGGCUCCACCAAGGUCGGCAAGAUGAUCCAAGAGGCGGCCGGGAAGAGCAACCUGAAGAGAGUGACGCUGGAGCUCGGAGGGAAAAAUCCUAACAUCAUAUUUGCAGAUGCCGAUUUGAAUCUGGCCGUGGAACAGGCCCACCAGGGCGUGUUCUUCAACGCGGGCCAGUGCUGCACGGCGGGCUCGCGCAUCUUUGUGGAGGAGCCCAUCUACGACGAGUUCGUCCGGAGGAGCGUGGAGCGAGCCAAGAGGAGGGUGGUGGGCAGCCCCUUCGACCCCACCACCGAGCAGGGUCCACAGAUCAGUCGGGAGCAGCAGACCAGCGUGUUGGACUACGUCCAGAGCGGCAUCAGCGAAGGAGCCAAGCUGGAGUGUGGAGGCAAAGCUCUGGGCUUGAAGGGGUUUUUCAUUGAGCCCACGGUUUUCUCCAACGUGAGGGAUGACAUGCGCAUCGCAAGGGAGGAGAUUUUUGGUCCAGUCCAGAUGAUCAUGAAGUUCAAAACCAUCGAGGAAGUGAUAGAAAGAGCCAACAACACAGAUUAUGGUUUGGUGGCAGCUGUAUUUACCAACGACAUCAACAAAGCCAUGACCAUAUCCACAGCCAUGCAGGCUGGCACCGUCUGGAUAAACUGCUUCAACGCUCUGAGCACACAGUGUCCAUUUGGGGGAUAUAAGAUGUCUGGCAAUGGACGUGAAAUGGGAGAGAACAGCUUGAAGGAGUACACAGAAGUGAAGACCAUCACGAUCAGGAUGGUCGCCAAGAACUCUUAAGACAGCGACGCCUCGUUUGGGAGGAGGUAGCCACAUCCUCAUCAUUGACCCGCCUCUCGUCAGUCUGCCCACGGAGGCCACACCACUUCAAGCAUCACAACCGGCCGUUCCCAUGGUAACCACAGGCCGCGACCUCGCAGUCCUUCCAUCAGCGGUGUGGACCAGCGGCCAAUCCCUGCCCAGUUAUCUCCACCUACCUUGAACCCGUGGACUGUCUCCAGUCUGACUGACAACCUCUGCAUCGCGCCCCCACUGUUUACCUCCCCCACUAACUACACUAAAGCACUCACAAGCGAGACGGGGGAGGCUGUUCUGACUGCAAACCCUAAUAACAAGCCCCCCACCAGCCGCUACCCCCACCAACCCCCCACACCCCCAGAUGCUGGAUGCUCAGAGACUCAGUCGCCGCACUUGCAAACAACCCUUAACAAGCAACUUGUCGUGUGUUGGGAGUCCGUUUUUCUUUGUACUGUGCGGUGUGAUCAUCAAACCUCAUGUGUCUAGUUCUGUUUCUAUGGAAGCAUGUCAGCUCAUUCAAGACCACUGAUGUUUGAGCCUCAGAUAUGAAUGGAUGAAAUGUUAAUUCGUAAUUAAAAUUGAUUUUUAAUUGUCUUUGUUUAUAUUUUAGCUCAUAUGACUUAACACUGUAUGUCAACCUUUGACAGACGUAAACGUAAGAAGUUUUAACCUCUUGAUGCAUUUUACUCUCACCUGCUAAAAGAGGAAUAGAUGUAUUUUAAACAUUAUGUAACUGAUCUUCAUCGAUGUCCAUCUAUGUUUAUGUUUAUACAAUUGUAUGCUAUAAAAUUAUAAAUUGACUUUAGUUGUUUUUUUUCAGUAAAACACAUUUCCUGGAAAGUG